Molecule: messenger RNA, 1365 nt
Organism: Eremothecium sinecaudum
Lineage: Eukaryota; Fungi; Ascomycota; Saccharomycetes; Saccharomycetales; Saccharomycetaceae
Gene: RKM2
Product: protein-lysine N-methyltransferase
Exons: 1
Coding region: 1-1365 (454 amino acids)
Biological process (GO): peptidyl-lysine monomethylation; peptidyl-lysine trimethylation
Molecular function (GO): protein binding; protein-lysine N-methyltransferase activity
Source: RefSeq, a predicted model, not a curated record
AUGUCUGAUCAUAAAGUUGUAAGGCUUAUAGAGUGGUUGUUACAAUCGGAAACAGUCUAUAUUUCUGAUAAAAUCGAUAUUACACAUGAAGAAUCAUCUGGAAGAGGAGUAAUUUUAAAGUCCGGUGAGUUGAAGAAGAAUGAAGUUAUAAUUUCGAUUCCAAGUAAUUUGCAAUUGAAUUUCCACACUAUUCUACACCAUCUUUCUAAGUUUAACUCAAAUAUCAAAGUUGCUGGUGUCACUCCCAAUGCUGAUGAAAAAGAACGUAAUAUUUCCCUUGAUGACCCUAGAAUACAGGCGUAUGGCAUAUUGGAGACUUCAGAACUAUUAAAGCUAAGCUCAUUUCAACUGGUGAACUUAUAUCUGUUGGCAGAAUGGUUUUUGCUACCAUAUUUGUCUUCUAAUCAUAAAUCAUAUUGGGAACCGUUUUUUGAUAUAUUACCCAGCUCUGAUGAUUUAAGAUGCAUACCGGCAUAUUAUAACUGCCUGCCUGACUCUCCAAAUAAGAUUUUAUUACCUUAUCUGCCGAGGUCUUCUUUGCUGCACAUGGAAAAGAUAUCUGAUCUUGUUCGGAGCGACUGGAGUGUGAUUAGCAGAUAUUUAAGGAGAUGGAACGAGCAGUUUAAUGAUCAUGAUAUACCAUCAAUCGAGGUACAAUUUGAAAAGUUUUUACAUAUAUACUUCGUCAUCAACUCGCGGUGCUUGUAUACAGAAAUACCGCUGAAAGGAAAUGCUGUGGACAAUUUCACUAUGGUGCCAUACGUUGACUUUCUAAACCAUACCACGAUAGUUGAUGAGCAUUGCUAUCCUCAGGUUGUAACUACAAAAAGAAAUAUAUCUGUUGUUGACCAAUUUAAUAUCCGUACUGGUAAACAUGAAUAUAGGGACGAGGGCGACGAAAUCUUAUUAAACUACGGCGCUCACUCAAAUGACUUCCUUCUAAAUGAGUAUGGUUUUACUGUUCCAUGCAACGGAUGGAACUAUAUAGACGUAACUGACUUGGUUCAAAAAAUGAUCACUAAAGAGGAACAUGUAUCCUUCUUGAAAGACAAAGGAUACUGGGGUGAGUAUUCAAUAGCAUCUGAAGAGAUUAGCUUCCGGCUACUGGUUGUACUGGCACUUAUUUCCACGAAUGACGUUGCAAGGGUAACAAAAUAUAUGAUGGGUUAUAUUACAGACGAGUAUUUCGCUCCAAAGUACAGUCAUUUGCUAAGGCAAAUGCUAGAAAACAUGAAGAAAUCUUACGAGCAUAUUAUAUUGGAAAUAUCAAAUCUCCACGAAGCGGACGGACUUUGUGCUCAGAAUAUUGUCCAAUUAUACCAGGGCUACCUGUCAAUAAUAGAUACGCAUCUCUGUAGAUUAUAG